This is a messenger RNA of Trichechus manatus latirostris (Florida manatee), 1521 nucleotides long. RefSeq names its product SH3 domain binding kinase 1 (gene SBK1). The record is from RefSeq and is a predicted model, not a curated record. The coding region runs from base 1 to 1521 and encodes 506 amino acids. Gene Ontology annotation, molecular function: protein serine/threonine kinase activity; ATP binding. The transcript has 8 exons. Gene Ontology annotation, biological process: peptidyl-threonine phosphorylation; peptidyl-serine phosphorylation. Lineage: Eukaryota; Metazoa; Chordata; Mammalia; Sirenia; Trichechidae.
AUGAGUGUGGGCUGCCCAGAGCCUGAGCCGCCCCACUCCCUGCCCUGCUGUGGGCCGGGGGCCACCCCUGGGCCGGGAGCCGGUGUGCCCCUUCUCACUGAAGACAUGCAGGCGCUGACCCUCCGCACCCUGGCUGCCAGCGACGUCACCAAGCACUACGAGCUUGUCCGGGAGCUGGGCAAAGGCACCUAUGGGAAGGUCGACCUGGUAGCCUACAAGGGCACAGGCAUGAAAAUGGCACUGAAGUUCGUGAACAAGAGCAAAACCAAACUGAAGAACUUCCUGCGGGAGGUGAGCAUCACCAACAGCCUCUCCUCCAGCCCCUUCAUUAUCAAGGUCUUCGACGUGGUCUUUGAGACUGAGGAUUGCUACGUCUUCGCCCAAGAGUACGCACCCGCUGGGGACCUGUUCGACAUCAUCCCUCCUCAGGUCGGGCUCCCGGAGGACACGGUGAAGCGCUGCGUGCAGCAGCUGGGGCUGGCGCUGGACUUCAUGCACGGACGGCAGCUGGUGCACCGCGACAUUAAGCCCGAGAACGUGCUGCUGUUCGACCGCGAGUGCCGCCGCGUGAAGCUGGCCGACUUUGGCAUGACGCGCCGCGUGGGCUGCCGCGUGAAGCGCGUCAGCGGCACCAUCCCCUACACGGCUCCCGAGGUAUGCCAGGCGGGCCGCGCCGACGGCUUUGCCGUGGACACUGGCGUGGACGUGUGGGCCUUCGGCGUGCUGAUCUUCUGCGUGCUCACCGGCAACUUCCCGUGGGAGGCGGCAUCAGGCGCCGACGCCUUCUUCGAGGAGUUUGUGCGCUGGCAGCGGGGCCGCCUGGCAGGCCUGCCGUCGCAGUGGCGCCGCUUCACCGAGCCGGCGCUGCGCAUGUUCCAGCGCCUCCUGGCGCUGGAGCCCGAGCGCCGCGGCCCAGCCAAGGAGGUCUUCCGCUUCCUCAAGCACGAGCUCACGUCCGAGCUGCGGCGGCGGCCCUCGCACCAGCAAAGGGCAGGUGGUACUCGCCACGGCGAUCGAGAUCUGCGUCUGAGCCGCCCCGCGCCCUCGGGCCGGAGCGCCGUGCAGCAGCCAGGCGGGGCCAGGACGCCGCCCUGGGCCGCUCCAGGAGCCUGCUCCGGCGGCUCCGGCGGGAUACCGAUCGAGCCGCCGCCUCUGCGGCGGGAGGGGGAGUCGUCAAUCACGCUGCAGACCCACCCCAAGUCCUGCCCUCGUGGCCUCACCCCACCCUGCCCCCUCCCCACCCUGGGCACAGAAAGGGACUCAAGCUUUGGGCAGAGAGAGAAGGACUUAGGGCCCCUGGCGCACUGGCUGGGACAGGGCAACAAGCUGAGGGGAAUCCAGUAUGGAGGCACCUGCAGGUUGGUUCAGGCCCCUAGGCAGCAUCCUGCACCCUUACGACCCCCUGCCCUCUGUGGAUGCCUGGGACCCCGCAAUAACCUCAACACGGUGUGCCCGCCCCUUUUGAGACCCCCCCCAGCCGGCAUUGGGGCCCUCCACACACCAGGGCUCUCGACAUCCUGA